AUGAGCCUCGACACUGUCGGGACUCUGCUGGCUGCCAUUGCGAAUCUACUCACUGAAGGUCUCCAAAUCCUGGCCCAGACUGAUACCCACCUGUGGGGCCCCGACGAACACGAGCAGGUGCGCGCCUUCGAGGACGCCCUCGACGAAGCGAAGAAGGACUUUCAAGAGCUAUCGCCAUUGGUGAAAGGCCAGCUGUACUAUCAGAACGAUCGUAAACGCGAAUCACUCGACGAACUGAGAGCUUUGCGCGCGAAAUUCGAGACACACAUUCAAAGCUUCCGAGACUGGGGGAAUGCAGGCGGUCCAAUAAAUCCCCUAUGGCUGAAUGACACGAAACUUUUACGGAGAGAAUUACACCGAGCUCAGUGCAAAGCCGUCGGGAGGAUAUUCGCCCUCGAACAGGAAUCCGAGCCCCGAUGUCUCGGCGCAUUCCUCGUAUACCGAAAACAGCGCGCCUGGGCGAACCAACCCUGCAACCAGCUGGAGGAGUACAAGCGGCGUCAGCUCGAGGAGCUGAUGACGUGUAAUAGCGUCGGCAAGUUUGAGCGUUUCGGCGAACAGGACAUCGCCUUCGUGUGCGACUUUUGCGACGGAUACAUGGUGUGGGAGGAUCUCGAGAGCAUGCCGUCCAUACGCACCGUCGACGAGACGGUCACCGCAUCCGGUACCAGGACGCCGCCGUUACCGCCUACCCUCGGAGCUGAACAUUGGCAGGCCACAGGAUUUGCUGUCACGACGAGGGAGGAGAAGAGUAUCGUCUUCGCGCCGUUGGCCGUCGGUAACCAUCUUCCGCCUGACGCGGGGGAGUGGGAGUCUCGCAUCAUAUGCCCUGUCUGCAAUGACGAGUACGUCCUUGCGCAGGGAGAUGACGAGAUGGAGCAAAUACGGUACGACGAGAGAUCCUACGCCAACCUCGCUGCUUUCCAGGCGCACAUGGAGUGGCAGCACACCUCUUACCCUGUACCGACGAUACCCUUGCCUGCGCUGCCAUCGCCGAAAAGCAACUGUAGAAUUAUGUAA
This is a messenger RNA of Scedosporium apiospermum, 1020 nucleotides long. RefSeq lists its product as uncharacterized. The transcript is spliced from 2 exons. The coding region runs from base 1 to 1020 and encodes 339 amino acids. Lineage: Eukaryota; Fungi; Ascomycota; Sordariomycetes; Microascales; Microascaceae. The record is from RefSeq and is a predicted model, not a curated record.